Lycium barbarum (goji berry) is the source of this 775-nucleotide messenger RNA. RefSeq names its product auxin-responsive protein SAUR50-like. Bases 124 to 441 code for a protein of 105 amino acids. Gene Ontology annotation, biological process: response to auxin. NCBI's taxonomy places the organism in Eukaryota, Viridiplantae, Streptophyta, Magnoliopsida, Solanales, Solanaceae. The record is from RefSeq and is a predicted model, not a curated record. The transcript has a single exon.
UCUAUCCUGAACACCACCAAUUCUUAGCAUUUCUUUCUCUCAAAGCAAAAGAAGUAAUUGGUCUUUCUAGCUCUUUCUAAAGCUCUCAACUUUCUUUAGAUUUCCUCAAGAAAACAUACUAAAAUGGCCAUCAGAAAAUCAAACAAGUUGCCACAGGUUGUACUUUUGAAGAAAAUUUUGAAAAGGUGUUCGAGUUUGACUAAAAAACACGGCUAUGGCGACUUAGACCACAUUCCCAAUGACGUACCCAAAGGUCAUUUUGCAGUUUACGUUGGAGAAAAUCGAACUCGAUACAUCGUACCAAUUUCUUUCUUGAAUCACCCCGAGUUUCAAUGCCUCCUUCGUUGCGCUGAGGAAGAAUUUGGCUUUGAUCACGACAUGGGCAUCACCAUUCCCUGCGAAGAAGUCAUUUUCCAAUCAUUGACUUCCAUGCUGAGAUAAUAAAUUAUUUGAAAAGAAGAAAAAGAGUGAAUAGUAGGUGUAAUGUUUUGGAGUGAAGAAAGAUGGGUUCAAGAUGAAGCAAUUUAAUCUUUUUUGCUUCUCUUUUUUGUAACAUCUUUCUUCACUUCUUUUUUUUUUUUUUUUUUUUUUGUGACUUUCCUCUAACCCUGACCUAGGAAUCACAUGGAUAUUAGUAGUGGUUUUUUAUGGGUUGGAAUCAGAUUUGUAAACAAAUCUUGGAGUUUUUUUUUCCUUGCAGUGGUGUUCUUAAGCACCCUGCGAGAGAAGUGAAUGUCAGCUCUCAAUCUAUUUUAAUUGCCAUCUUGGAUACAAA